Molecule: messenger RNA, 1383 nt
Organism: Morchella sextelata
Lineage: Eukaryota; Fungi; Ascomycota; Pezizomycetes; Pezizales; Morchellaceae
Exons: 3
Coding region: 1-1383 (460 amino acids)
Source: RefSeq, a predicted model, not a curated record
AUGAAAAUCGAAGGCUUUCCAACGGUAUACCGCCAUAUUUCAGAAGGUAACCCCAGCGAGGACUGCACUAUCUUUCUUGGACUCGUUAUUCUUGGAGUUCUCGAUGUCAGGAUUCUAAAGGAGAAGGCUCCUGAGCUUGUUGCCAAGUGGCCAGUCCUCAGCGGACAAACGUCGCCUUACUCUUUCACCACCGGCACAACGAUCGACUUCGAAUCCCGGCACAUUCCGUCGCAGCUCAAUGAUAUUCUCACAAUCGACAUUUCUCCAUCUCCUACCGCAACUAGGGAGGCUUCCUACAGAUCUUAUAAGCACAAUUCUGCCUCUAACGAUGACCUGUUUCACUUUAACUCUGCAUUCACCUCGCUACCCAGCAAUAUUUUCAUUAUACGUGUUACGACCCUUAAUAAUGCAACAUUACUAGGUUUUCAAACACCUCAUGCACUCUGUGAUGCUCAAGCACUAUAUGAGGUUGUCAAAUCCUAUCGGGACCGGGUCUCUGGACUCGAUAUACCAAAAAUUGUACUUUGCCCGGCCGUAGAGGUUCUUUUAUCAACGCUCAUUGAGGUACCGCCUGACCACCAAUCGGAGAGCGCCUUUUUCAAUGCUCCACUCGUGUUCAAUCCUUUCACUGUAUUGUCAAAACAACAGGUCGAUGUCAGGUGGUAUGACGAACAGUUUGAGCUAGCCUCACGUGAAAGGGGGAAAGAACUAUACGUCCACCUCAGUGCAGAUCUGGUAGAAGGCUGGCUGGAUGACUGUCAGAGAGAGAUAGUGGAAGCUGCGUCAUUGGGAAUGCUGGAAGAAGCUGGAGGGAUCAAGUUAACAAAGAACGAUGUUCUGACGGCAUGGUUCCUAAAGGAGAACUACGCCAAUUCCGAGUCAAAGGAGAUCGACCUUAACUACAGCUUCAACUACCGGAGUAUUUUACCCCCUCCUUCUACUAGAACGACAUACCUGCACAAUAGCUAUUACGACAUGCUUAUCAGUUUCCUCGAUAUUCAAAACAUGCCGCUUUCACGGAUUUCCCUGGUGAUCCGUCUUGCUGUCCUGCAGAAUACCCAACUAAGCGUUUCUAGAAACGUUCUAAGAUUCUGGGAGGAUGCAAAGGGUGGUGUCACUUUGGGACCCCGAGGAUGCAAGAUCAGGGACUUGGUGUAUGCCACGUCGUGGACAAGGUUUAACUUGAUUGGGAUGGACUGGAGUAGUGCUUUGGCGGGGGCCGGAGAAGGAAAGGUGGUAUGGGCUUCCCCGUCCGUGCCGAUGGGAGAGCAUGCGUCGAUAAACUACAAGCCAUUCCCGAUCACCUUGAAAGAUGGAGCGGGAGGUUACUGGGUUAGGGCGUGGACCUUUGAAGAUGGACACAAGGAGAAUCAAAAUCGGUGA